AGAACCAAAAAUCUAUGUACUUGCUCUUGCAGCUAUAUUGGGACAGGAAGCUGAUGUAAGGAGAGAAACGGAAACGUCUUUAUUGCCUGUGGAAGGAGAAGCAAGAUUUAUAUGCUUUGAAAAGAUCUACUGUAGUUUUCUGCCACUUAAUGCUAACAGGAAAAAAAACCCAACUCAUCUGCUUGAGGAGAUUCUGUUGUAAUGUAUCCAGUGCCUGCUGCUGCACCAGGCAGUGAAGGAAAUAAUGGACAACAUGGGAAACUUAUUUUUUUCCUUUUUAUUUUUGGAGCUAUGUUGCUCUGUGCUGGAUUCCUGCUUUCAGUCUUUAUUCUCCAGUCAUGCCCAUCUGGAACCUUCAGUGACUGUAACGAGGUCCUUAAGGCUGCUGGACCUGUGCUGGCUGUAACCGGACUGGCUUGUGUUCUACUGGCACGAUCAAGGGCCAGGCUGUACAUAAGACAAAGACAAUUGCAAAAUGAGCAGGUGUACAGCCUUGUUUUUUGUCGUGGGAGCUGUCAGUUUGCCCAGUUUCUCAUAUUUGGAUUCCUGUUCUUAACUAGUGGAAUGCUAAUUAGUAUCCUGGGCAUUUGGGUUCCUGGCUGCAGCCCCAGCUGGCACAGCAUACAGCUCAACCACACCGGCAGUUCUGAUGUGGACCUCCAGGGCUGUGGAUUCCUGUCACUUCAAAUCAUGGGACCUUUGAUUGUGCUUACCGGGUUGUGUUUCUUUGUGAUAGCUCAUGUUAAAAAGAAACAAAACUUAAAUCUCAACCAAGAAUCUUGUGAAAGUGAAGAACACCCUCAGAGCCCUGAAUCUUUUCAGGUUACAGUAGGUGAUGCUGUAAUGGUAUUCCCACCUCCACCACCUCCUUAUUUUGCUGACCCUCUGUCACCAACCAUGACACGCUGUCUUAUGUCAGGUGGUUUGCCUACAAGUGAAAAUCCUCCACCAUAUCACUCUAUCUUCAGUGAUGGAUUGUCCAAGAGAAAGUACCCGUGACAGCAGUCCCCCAGUGACAUGAUAUCCACACUGCCAGACUUUAGGAAGCCUUUGUAGAACCAAUGCAGCAAGCCCUUCCUGACACUGAUCCACAGGCCAUGUGACUCUGGGAAUGCCACUUUAGUGUGUUCUCUUCUCCCUGUGACCCUUAACUUGCUGCCUUGAGGAAGUGAGACCUGCCAUGAUUAUCUACCUUGUUCCUGCUGUGGCAGUGUGUUGAGAUAAAAGGAUACCUCAAUAUUGUGGGAGAAGAGCAGGAGGCUCCAAGGACCUUAAAAGGGAGGUUACAAUGCCAACUUCAUCUUGGGAUGUUGUACCUUACGCAUGCAGCCACUCUUCUAUAUAUUUAGUAGAGCUGAUUUGCUAGAUGCUGCCACCACCAAGCUCAGGGAGCAAGAGCUGCUGACUGAACUGAAGAGUUGUCUGCCCAGAAGCACUUGCAGGUUAUUUAUCGCCUGUGUGUUGCUGCCAGUGGGCUGCUAACUUCAGGAUGAAAGAGGUCACUGCAACGGCCACAUACUAGGAGCUAGAACUAGGUCUGGCCAGGAGAGCUAGAUGCAACCUGCCUAGAGCCCCCAACUUAUUUUCAGGCCCUUAAUGAUCCAGAAUUGACUUGGCUUUACCUUUUGGAAGGUCCUGUGUCAGCUUGGUUUUGACCUGUGAGUCAGUAAGUGGUGUGGGACUUUUUCAUUGGAUGACUUGGUUUACAAGACUUGGUUUACAUGCGGCAUCCUACGUGCCAUCACUGCAGCAAUAGCCCCAGCCUGCCUGGCUGUGUCCAGUUGUAGUAGUUGUUGGGGCCAUUGCUUUAAUAACUUUACACUAUACUCCAGACUUCUCCACUGAUAUGAGACAGUGUGUUCCAUGACCAGUUGUACCAGUUGUGCACCUGAUGUUGGUUCUUCUUCAAAACUCUAGUACUUAUCUUCCUUUUGAAGUGAGCAAGCACAAAUGCUCUUCCUGCCCAAAGACCUAAAUGCCACAGGAGGAGGAUACUUGUGUUAGCAAUGGUGUUUAUUCUUGUUACCAUGCUGUGUGCAGCCAUGUCUGUGGUUUUUCAGUCAUCCUUUGAAGUAUACCUGGUGGAUUCUUGAGGCUCAGCCCCACUCUGUUCUCUAGUCAAUCACCAUCAACAACUCCACAUAUUGUCCUUAAUUUCAUAGUACCCUCCUCUGUAUUUGUUGGAAACAGCAGAUGCCUCCUUCUGUUGCUGUUACCACAACCUAGACUGUUCUGCCAUCCAUCAAAAUCACUGGUUUUUAACACAGAAUAAACACCUUUCUGUCAAAAACCCUACUCAGUUUUCCUUGCUACUAUGCAACACUUCAGUGCACAAUGGCACUGGCCCCCAAACCAAAAGAUGAUCGUGUACAUGCCACCUAAGGAAAGGGGACGCUCCAUGUUUAGUUCCCACUGACGUUGAUGCUGUGUUGAGGGAUGCAAUGCCCAGUAAACCCUAGCUACACAUGUAAUUCGUUCAGUCUGGCGGUUUUCCACUUAAAUUGUUUCAGAGAUAGUACUUUUUAUACAAAGGUGAUGAGAAUCUGUUGAUUACUCAGUGCCCUAACCACCUGCCAAUUGAGGGUGGCAAGGGUAGAUGCAGGGAUGAGAAGAUGUUGGGGUUGAUCAAGCAAAAGUGCUUUCUGGAGAGCAGUGGCUUCUAUGACCAGGCACAAAUUAUUGUGUGAAGAAAUGUUGUAUUUGUAGUGUAUAAAAGUCUCUGCCUGUUCUCAGAUGGCAAGUGAAAUACAUCAGCUCUCAGAGCUACACUGCUGCAUUUGGAGGACACCCAGAGCAAGGAGGAGGGAAAAUAAACUCCUGCUGCUGAAAGAAGGAAUUUACAUGAAGUCUCUGUGUUCUUACUGGGCUGGGUGAAGGCAUCCACAGCUGGAAGGUGUUUCAUACCAGCUGCAGCUAGUCCUGGAGUUAGACACCACCCUGACCCUUGUCUGUGCUACAGCUCCAGCAUAUGCCUUAACUCCCAUCUGUCAUGUACAUCCCAGAUGUGCGUACAAAGGAAGUGGAUAUGUGUGGAGGAAUGACAUGCACCAAGAGUGAACCUGGACCUCUGGUAGCCCUGAGACAGUCAAUUCAAAUAUGGUCCAAGGACAUCCUCAAAAAAACAUUUCUGUUUAAAUACAUUUAGAAGACCAGGCUGGAGUGUAUGACUGGGGAAAUACGGGAACAUACAUGAAAGCUGUGUUCUGCUUGUAGCCUUACAAGCAUCUGAGAGAGAGUGACUCUUGUAUCACCUGUCCAUAAAAGUAAAAUGCACAAAACUGAGGGCCAGAAGUCCUCUCUACCCUAUCAUUUCAGGCCCUGAGUUCAGAUGUGGGCUGCCUGCCUGUGUGCUUGGUAAAACGUGUGCAUUAUCAAAGGGUAUGAAAGAAUGCAAGCAGCACAUCCUGCACUAAAAAAAGGAGAAACAAAGGGCAUUGGGGGAAUGGCAAAAAAGCUAGUUUUUCAGGCUUUCUGUGGGCUCUCCCCGCUGGUGCACACCCCUCCUUCCUUCACCCGUUCUCCACAAAAUCCCCUGCAGCUGGCUCAACUGCCUUAACCCACAAAUGUCCAGUGCUGGUCCUCUGAACUUUGUGUGUGAUCCCAUCUACCCAAUCAUCAUUGAUCACCUGUGCUGGACUUCAUUGUCAUGUGAAUAGAGAAGUACACAAAGAGGCAGUUUGUAGCCCAGCUUGUUGGAGCAGUUUCUAGUGGAGUGGACAAAACACCUCAACCUUGGAUACAGAAACCGUGACCUCCUGCUUUGGUGUUCUGUGGCUGAGGGUGCUCUAGCUGUUACACUUCCAUGCUCCCCAGGGUCGUCCCAGAGACCCUGUGAGUUGAUACUACCGCUGGGUAUUUCACUUGAUCAUGCUCUCCCAUAGCUCAGCACUUGGUAGCAGCCAUGGCUUCUUGACCAGUGCCAAUUGGUUCUCAAGCCCUUUUAUGGAGGAGAAGCAGUGGCCUCGUUCCUCCUAACAUAGUGCCAUGGUUGAAGAUCCCGAAGCUGAAAGGGAAUAUCCAUUUCAUAUGUGGGUGAUCACUACACAAAUGUGAUUUGCCUCUUCAGUCCAUUGCUCCAUGUUCUGUCCACAAGUGCUGUGGCGGAGAGUGUGCUGGAUGAGAAAGCUUGUAGGAAGCUGAUGCAUGGUCUGAUUCCAAAAGUGGCUGGUUUUUUCCUACAGUCUGUUGUACAGCACUUCAGCGUUUGUCUUGUAUUGUGUUCUGUUCUUUCUCCUUUAAACACACACCCUCACACAGCAGUAACAGCACUGAAGAUGAGGUGACUAUGCUCUAUACUCCUGCUCCUCAUGCAGUAUUGAUGGGGGUACAGAUAUAUGCACAAAGGCAAGAGUCAGCUCUGGGCAGGAACGAGUUCUUCCUUUUCCUUGGAAGCAGCUGAAGCAAUAUGCUGAGGGCCAACUCCGGGGCAAGAUGAGCAGCGUACCAGAAUUACGUGCGUGCAACUGACUGGGAUCCAAUUGUGAUGGUCAGAGGAGGGUAGCGAAUACUUGGCUGCCCUCCUUGACUGUCACUGGGAACUUAGCAGCCUGGUUGCGUCCAGUUGCUUCUGUUUCUCCAGCUCUGAGCAGGAAGGCUACUCCUCAUGUCUGUCGUGGGUUGCUGGAAAGCUUUAUAAAAGUUUCAAGAGGCCUUUCAUGUAAGAUUUCAAAUGGCUAAGGAUUGCAGUUUUUGCAGUGCAAUUCUAAGUGUAGUAACUGUCUUUCACAGGGGAAAGGGACAGUGUGUAUGUGACAGUCUACAAAAGGGAAGAUACAUUAGGAGCUAAGGAUCAGAAGAAGAUUUAAUAAGUCUGUGAGAUAGCCCUGCCAGCAUCAGCUAAUACCCAUAAGCCAGGCUAUGACUGGUGAUGUGAAAGGUUAGAAGGGAGCUUGUUUGCCCUUCCCCUCUGAAUUAAUAGAAUUUUCAUGAGAGUCAUAAUGUAGCCCAUAGAAUGAGAUCCAAAUGCUUAUGCAAGUCCUUUGCUUAAGGGAUUUUUAGGGAGUGUGCGUGUACAUGAAUGUUUAUGUAAGUCAAGUGGAAUUUCACUCACUGUAGAGAAGUGAAUUAUGCUAAUACACAGUUUUGUGUU
Messenger RNA from Egretta garzetta (little egret), 5089 nucleotides. RefSeq names its product transmembrane protein 171 (gene TMEM171). Lineage: Eukaryota; Metazoa; Chordata; Aves; Pelecaniformes; Ardeidae. The coding region runs from base 202 to 999 and encodes 265 amino acids. The record is from RefSeq and is a predicted model, not a curated record. The transcript has 4 exons.